AGCGGCAGCUGCAGUUCCCCUCACAGACACUCACACUGCCUCUCUAAGCACGAGAAACAAGGACGUCCUUCUUUUGCCUGGAAACCAGAGAUGUUAGGAACGAGCAGUUAAAGCCUCGCUGUAUCAUUACUGCACAACUUUCAUUUCUGUGGAGUUAAUCAGCUUCUCGAGACAUUUGAAAUCACCGUGCAGAUCGGGUGACAAGGGACUACUUGAAAAGCUUAACCUGAAUGUAAUAUUUCGUUGAAGAAGGCAGGAAUAAAAAGCCAUCAUCAUGAAUUUUGUUAUGAAGCAAGCGUUGGGAGGGGCGACCAAAGACAUGGGGAAAAUGCUGGGGGGCGAGGAGGAGAAGGACCCUGAUGCCGAGAGGAAGGAGGAAGAAAGACAGGAAGCCCUCAGGCAACAAGAGGAGGAGAGGAAAGCAAAGUAUGCAAAAAUGGAAGCAGAGAGGGAAUCGAUUCGACAGGGCAUCAGGGACAAGUAUGGUAUAAAGAAGAAGGAAGAGAAGGAGGCAGAAGCCCAGGCAGCCAUGGAGCAGGCAUCAGAAGGCAGUCUUACCCGUCCCAAGAAAGCCAUCCCUGCCGGCUGCGGCAAUGAAGAAGAGGAGGAGGAAAGCAUUGUGGACACCGUCAUGAAGUUCCUCCCAGGCCCGUUUCAAGAUAUGUUCAAUAAAAAGUAACAGCGUUACUAAUGACAAGUAGUGAUAAAACGGGAAUCAUUAAUCUCAUGAAAUCCACAUCCUCUUUCCCCGUUCCCUCUCUCGCAUUUGUUCUAAGAUCUCUGGACUCAAAACGUGUGCCAUAACAUCUGUCUUUAACUGCGAUACAUAUGUGACAUUUUCUGAUUAAAAGGAUGAGAAAAAAACAUGUGUGCACUAGAAAUGUUACAUUGCAUAUAUCUGUCUCUGUUUAAAGACAAACUUAAUGCCCCCUGAGUCCAGACCUUAGAGCAAGAAUAUUCCCCAUGCUUCAUUAAUUUUGUUUGUAAAUAGCAAAUGAUAAAAAUAACUAUAUGACUACAAAUAUAUAUAUAUAUAUAUAUAUAUAUAUAUAUAUAUAUAUAUAUAUAUAUAUAUAUAUAUAUAUAUAUAUAUAUAUAUAUAUAAACAAUGACUAUGAGUAAAAGCCAUAAAUUUAUCUUGGAGAGGUUUCUUCAGUCAUAUCAUAUUUUUGAUUGUUGCUCUGUUAUAGAUAUUAUUGAUGAACCCAUGUGGUAUACUUACAGAUAUAUACUGUAUACAGAUUCAUUUAUAAUCCAUACUUCAGACUAGUAUAGUUCCUGCUGCCAUCGUGAAGUGUCACAUCAUAUCUGAUUAAUAUGACUGAAAACUGUAAUAUGAAAGAGAAUGUAGGAUAUCACACAAGAUCUGGUUGUUUUGCUGGAUGUUUUCCUCUAAGCAUGCACACAUUUUUUCUUUUUUUUUAGUACACUGUAUCCCAUUUCAUUUGGCAUUUUUAGCUAAAAUACACUGAAACUUAAGGCAAUAACUCUGGUUUUGUAUUUUGUUGUCUGACAGACACCAGUGUUAAAUGGCAUGUUGCUCACAUCUCUGUAGAAGAUCUUCCUUUAGAGAAAACAAAACUAUACAGUAUCCCUCAUUACAUUGUCCCGCACAUUCACAUCACACUCUAGUAAACUGGAUUUGAUCGAUUAAAAUGAAAUCACGUGUUUGCUAGCCUCCGUGAGUGAAACUUUAGCUCUUAGUGCUCAUCUUGAAUUGACUUAUUUGUGCUUUUUACAGUACUUAAGAAUGUGAGGGUUGACAUAGAUCACAUACAACUACAAUUGGAUCAAUAGGGCUAUAUACAUAUAUAUAUAUAUAAUCUCCUCAUCUUCACUGCUGUACAGUAGAAUCUAAGUCUACAUUUAUUUACGUUAGCUCUCACAAUGUGGUUGUGAGCACACAUUACGUAAACAGACAGUGACAAUGGUGCAAUAUUUGUUUCUGAAUGAAGAUGUUCUGUGUCCGUUGGUUGUAUACGGGACUCUGCUCCCAAAUCAAGCAAUAACAGACAAUCUUCAUGAUUAUGUAUUCAGCUUAUUUGAAAAUGUUUGUGUGCAAAUGCUAUGUCGUCUUCCUAGUAUCAGCCAAAUGAGCUUAGUAAAAGUAAACUGGAGAAGGAAGUUAUGAGAUUCCUACUUUUUAGGAUCUCUAAAUGAAGCCUGGCUCUUGUUUAAUGAGAGAAAAAAGGAUCUGACUUGUGUUUUUAUGCUUGCUUGUUGCUAGUUUAUGUAUGACAUUAUUUCUUGUUGUUGUAAAUGCAUUGACAAGAGGGAAAACAGCAGGACUGAAUUUCUCAAUAAUGAGAAAAUCAGAUUUGAAAGAUGCAGAGUCAGAUUCUAUUAUCCAUUCUCUCUUUGUUUACUAAGAAAAAAAAGAUAAGCUAGGCUGUGGUUUGAAAGAGUAUGCUGGUAUUCUCAUUAGAUUACAUCCACAAUUAUUGUAAAUAACAAUACGUUCAGGAAAACCUGUUAGUCAUAGAUCAUUGUGCAUGUCUAAACGCAGGCAAAUUUUAAGAUUCAGAAAAAUACUAGGAAUCAAGCUGCCAUUCUGUUGUUUUGAACAUUCCAAAUAUUCCAGACAUUCCAGUCUAUCCACACUGGCUUGUGUGCAUAUGUAUAUAAAAAAAAAAAAAAAAAUGUUAUUCAGUGUUUCUAGAAAGCAUACAGUAUAAACUGUGGCUUUAAAAGUAAAACCCAGUUUAGUUAAUAAAAUAGUGUCGAUUUAUAGCACACAGUCACAGUGAUGUCAUAUCGUUCUGUCCUGCCAUGUACCACAAGAAACUUAAUUAAAAACAAGAAACAAGAAAGUUGAUUAAAAUAUAUUAAUGUUUAUGAUAUGGAUGUGCUUGGAGAUUAGAAUGGUGUCCUUCAACAGCUAAACAAACUAGCCAGUUGCUAAGAUGCUACAUUUCAUUGUAGUGGCCAAUCAUCCUGAAUGCUGUCUAAUUUUACUGCCACUUGUAUUUAAGGCCUUUGCUCACUAGAAGUGAUGUUGUGAGCUGUAACACUUUAGGAAAGAUGAUAUUCAGCUAAAAACAUUAGUAUAACAUAUAAUCGCUAACAAACUAUGUGCAACCUUUCACGCAAAUGACUUAAAAUCUUGCGUUUCUGCCACUGAGUGUACUUUACAAUCAACAGAGGCCAUUUUUGAGCACAAAUUUUGCAGUUCCAUGAUUUUUCUACAUGACUAUCAACUGUCCUUGAUUCUGCCUCUCUCAUAGUAUGAUCUGUGUGACGUGGUGAAUUUCCAACAGCUGCACUGAUAAAGUAAAUACUGCCCGAAACCCAUCACCCAUCCUAUCAUCACUUGUUUUAUUAAACCAAAGAGUGUUCCUGUUUGUGAGAACCAUUAUACCAUUAUUUCUAAUUUUUAAUGCUGUUCUUUUACAUUUAGUGUCUAAAUUAGUGUGAUGUGCGAUUACCAUCUCAGCUCUCUAGGCUUUGGGUUUUGUGAUUGUCCUUAACAGAUUCCUAAAAUGAACAGAGAAAUUAUCACACAAUUAAAUUUAAAGUCUAAAAACAAUGACAAAAUGUUCAUCCAUUCCCUAAACAUAUUUUCUAUUCAAUACUGAUUAUUAGAGUGAAGGAAAAAAAAAUAUUGCAUAGUCAUCAUCAUGUUCUCUAAAUGUAAAUCAUACAUUUACUCAAAGUCAUUCCGUGUCUCUCAGAUGCUAAUGAAGAUACUGCCUAACACAGUAAUGUUAUGAAAUAUUCCAUUGUUGUUAACUGAAUGUAUGUGUCUACUGUUCUAUUGCAUCGUCCUACAUGGUUUCCUCUAUGUUAAAAACAAUAAAUUAUCUUGGUGUGAUUGUCUGUCUGUAAUCUGUUCCUGUCUCUCUGUGGUUGUAUUUUGGAAAAAUUAUGUUUCUUAUUUGGUGCAUUUUUUUAAAGUCAUUGUAGAAUCUUCUCCCUCUCUCUUUGUUAAUGAAUUGUAUGCAUGCAUAUGAUGUGAGGUUAUAAAUGAUAUUUCUGUGUGUCCUCUGUGUUUUCUGAGCACUCCAUCUGUAGGCCUCACUGCAUGCCUGUUAUAGACAGAUUUUAGACUGUAACAUUCCUGCCAAAUGGAAUCACCAACACACGGAUAAUAAAGUGAUUUCAUAUAA
Molecule: messenger RNA, 4106 nt
Organism: Cyprinus carpio (common carp)
Lineage: Eukaryota; Metazoa; Chordata; Actinopteri; Cypriniformes; Cyprinidae
Product: complexin-1
Biological process (GO): neurotransmitter transport; synaptic vesicle exocytosis; regulation of neurotransmitter secretion
Cellular component (GO): SNARE complex; terminal bouton
Molecular function (GO): syntaxin binding
Source: RefSeq, a predicted model, not a curated record